UCGGUCAAAAAUGGCGAAGCAUCAUCCCGAUUUAAUCUUCUGUAGAAAACAACCGGGUGUUGCCAUUGGAAGAUUAUGUGAAAAAUGUGAUGGUAAAUGUGUAAUAUGUGAUUCCUAUGUCAGACCAUGUACUCUAGUUCGUAUUUGUGAUGAGUGUAAUUAUGGUUCAUAUCAAGGAAGAUGUGUAAUAUGUGGAGGUCCUGGAGUUUCAGAUGCCUAUUAUUGUAAAGAAUGUACAAUUAUGGAAAAAGAUAGAGAUGGAUGCCCUAAAAUUGUCAACUUAGGUAGUGCAAAAACAGAUUUGUUUUAUGAAAGGAAAAAAUAUGGUUUUAAAAAGAGAUGAUUUUAUGUGUUAUUCCAAUUUAUAAAUCAUUUUAUCAACUAACAUAACACUUUGUUUUACAUGUAUCACUCAAAUGAAAGACAUUUCAUCAUAGAAAAACUCUUUUACAUUAUCUGUGUAAUUUUCAUAUUUGUAUAUAAGUAGGUAUAUGUUAUGUCUGUCAUUUGUAAUAAACGAAUAGAAAUAUCAAA
Messenger RNA from Patella vulgata (common limpet), 534 nucleotides. Its product is annotated as PHD finger-like domain-containing protein 5A. Bases 11 to 343 code for a protein of 110 amino acids. The record is from RefSeq and is a predicted model, not a curated record. Gene Ontology annotation, biological process: mRNA splicing, via spliceosome. The transcript has 4 exons. Lineage: Eukaryota; Metazoa; Mollusca; Gastropoda; Patellidae. Gene Ontology annotation, cellular component: U2 snRNP; precatalytic spliceosome; U12-type spliceosomal complex.